Microthlaspi erraticum is the source of this 678-nucleotide messenger RNA. Lineage: Eukaryota; Viridiplantae; Streptophyta; Magnoliopsida; Brassicales; Brassicaceae. The record is from the annotation of a GenBank genome assembly.
AUGGUAAGCCAAAGCCAAACGACGACGUUGCUCCACCUCACCACCUUUCUCUUCAUUUCCCGAUCAACCUCAGCCGUCCAUAUUCCUCCACCACUAAACACAACAACCAACGACCUAGAUUUCAUCCGAACAAGCUGCAACGCGACGCUAUAUCCACAAGUGUGCUUCACGUCUCUCGCCGGCUAUGCCUCCGCCGUUCAAGCCAGUCCGGCGAGGCUAGCCAAACUCGCAAUCGGAGUCUCGCUCUCACAAGCCAAAUCAACAGCGGCUUAUCUCUCAAAACUCUCACGCUCCGCAGCGGUAACAACCUCCUCCACCACCACCAAAUAUUCCGACGGCCACCAAACAGCUUCCGCCGCAAUCCGUGACUGCGUUUCGAACGUCGAAGACGCGGUGGACGAAAUGAGAGGAUCUCUCCGACAGCUGCGGGACAUUAACGGCGGCGUUGCGGCGUCUCGACGAUCGGCAGAGACGUUUAGGUUUCAGAUGAGUAACGUGCAGACGUGGAUGAGUGCAGCAUUGACGGAUGAGGACACGUGUACGGACGGAUUCGAGAGUAUGGAUGAAGCUGGAGGGAUAAUUAAGAGUACCGUUUGUGAUCGUGUCGAGGAAGUGAAAAGGUUAACGAGUAAUGCUCUUGCCCUUGUUAACACUUAUGCUAACAAUGGAGCUCCAUGA